Molecule: messenger RNA, 2151 nt
Organism: Glossina fuscipes
Lineage: Eukaryota; Metazoa; Arthropoda; Insecta; Diptera; Glossinidae
Product: broad-complex core protein isoforms 1/2/3/4/5
Exons: 1
Coding region: 159-1979 (606 amino acids)
Biological process (GO): regulation of transcription by RNA polymerase II
Cellular component (GO): nucleus
Molecular function (GO): DNA binding; protein binding
Source: RefSeq, a predicted model, not a curated record
CUUUUCAAUCGUUUUCUGUGAAACAAAUCGAGAAACUUGCGGAAAAUACCAUUUCAGCGUUUAACAUAAAAACGUGAAAUAAAACAUAUAAACAAAAAAAAAACGAAAUUUGUUUACGUUUUUCCACUGAGAAUUAUUGCUUUGAGCAAAAGGAAAUUAUGAACCAUCUUAAAUGGAUGGGCCACUCGGCCACCAUAUUGGAUAUACAAAAGAAUCUGCGCAGCGAUUUGGAAAGUUGUGAAGUAACAUUAGUUGCCAAGGGUCAUUCGGUGAAAGCUCACCGCUUUGUACUAUCAUCCUGCAGCGAUUUAAUGCGUUCUUUGUUAACGGAUAUACCCUUGGGCCAAGAGUGCACAGUGAUGGUGCCAGACAUUGAAGGCGUUUUGUUAGAUAGUGUCUUAGCGUUCAUUUACUUGGGCGAAGCAUGCAUAUCUGCUGGUAAUUUAUCUGUAUUUUUGGAAGCAAUUAAUAUUUUAGGCAUCAAAUCGGCGAUUAGCUUUGAAUGCCACUCAAAUUCUUCACAAAAUGCCAGCACUGACACUGUGUCAUCUAGUUCCCCGUCUCCCGUGGUGACGCGAGUUUUAGGCAAUAGCCUGAAUUUAAGUCAUGAAGAAAUGAUCACCCACGACAGCAUAACGCAAAAAUUGGAACCGUCAAAUGUUAUUCCGGCCGAAUCGCCAUCGACAGCGACCAACACAUCUAACAGAGAUUUGGAAUUUUUAGACGUCUACCAUGAUCCCCAAAAUAAAAUUACUUAUUCCAUAGAACAUGUGUCAGGCGUUGCGGGUGGCAAUGAAUUUAUAUUAACCGAAAAUUCAGGCACUUAUACAUUGACACAAAAUCCAAAAUUAGAAACCGCUUCAAGUACAGCUUCCGCAAAUAUGGACACCAAUGAGGAUGAAGGUGUCGAAAUUCAUAUUAGCGAAGAGUACAGUAGUAAUGAUGAGAACCUUAUGCAAUUAGAUGACUCAGCACCUGAAGUUACGGUUACAAAUGCAAAUUCUUCAGCUGCUCACAGCGGUAAUACUAUUAAUAACGUAGUUGAGGUAAAGCCAAAAAUAAAAACAAUAAAAUUAAAAGCCCGACCUGGCACAGCCAACGCUGUUAAGCUGGACACUCCAAUGGAUACGGCGAAUGUCUCGGAAGAUCCUAUCUCUAUAAUAGAAGCACAUGAUGAAAACUUUACUAUUCUUAAAGAGAAUGGAAACAAUGAAAAUGCAGGAGACAAUGAGUCAGGUGCAACCGAUUUAGUAAAUUGUAGCUCAUCGCAGACGCCGAUUGACUUAGCUUAUCAAGCCAUGAUAAACGAAGGGAUAAGCUUGCCUAAAGCGGCUUCCAAAUUUAAUGUAUCCAAAACAGAGUUGUGGUGUCGAGUACGCAGCACAGGUGUCGAAAACUAUAUGUCAUCGACGUCAGAGUCUAAUUCAGUUCGCCCAAUAAAAAAAGAAGAUGCAAUCGAAAUGGCAUGCAAAGUUGUCAUUUCUGACGGUUUGAGUUUGCAGAAAGCAGCGAUGAAAUUUGACAUAUCGAAAACGGUUCUUUGGCGCCGUGUACGUAAGCAUCCUGAUUAUAUGAAAACUGCCCGCGAAAAUCCCAUAGUUACUAAAGCCUAUGAACGCUUAAAAAGUGGUGAAUCUUUGAAAAGCAUCAGCCUAGAUUUGGAUAUACCCAUGUCGACUUUACAUCGUCAUAAGGUGCGACUAUCGCAACAGGGUCAAUUGCCCGACUUUGUUACAUGCAAAAGACGCGAUUCCACCUCAAAGGAUGAUCUCAAGCUUAAAUUGGCCAAGGCGGUGCAAGCUUGCGUGCAAAAUGGCAUGUCCCAAAAUCAUGCUGCCAACGUGUACGGGAUAUCUAAGAGCACAUUAUGGCGCCACCUUCAAAAACGUGUCGCAGAAGCUGAAGCAUCUGAAGCUGCUGAACACUCUACCGGAUCUAUGGAAGAAGACGAAAUCAAAGAAGAAGUUAUACUUUCAUAAAAUCCGCCAAUCAAUUUAUUCGCGGCAAUAUCUAAAAGAGAAAAAACCAAUAAAGCAAAUAAUGAAUUUUAUUAAAUGCGUAUUUUAAAUUAUUUAAAUGUGAAAGCGAAAUAUAUGCGAAACUAUAUUGUUAACUAUAAAAAUUACACAUAAAAUUUAUUUGUAUACUAAA